Uranotaenia lowii is the source of this 1620-nucleotide messenger RNA. It is a transcript of the gene CstF50, whose product is annotated as cleavage stimulation factor subunit 1. Gene Ontology annotation, molecular function: protein binding; RNA binding. Gene Ontology annotation, cellular component: mRNA cleavage stimulating factor complex. The transcript is spliced from 3 exons. Gene Ontology annotation, biological process: mRNA 3'-end processing. The record is from RefSeq and is a predicted model, not a curated record. The coding region runs from base 198 to 1481 and encodes 427 amino acids. Lineage: Eukaryota; Metazoa; Arthropoda; Insecta; Diptera; Culicidae.
AAGCAAAUUUGAAUUUAUAAUUUUAAUUUAUUUUUUACUUCGAUUAAGAACGGAAAAAAAAAAUUUUACAGCUGUCAUAGAUUUUUCUCCGUGCUAGACGCCUGCAGGACUUGUUUACAACAGUUUACAACCAGCCGGCAAAUUUGAAGAAAACCUUGCAUUUAUUUAAACUUGCUGUACUGAAAUCUUCCAGAAUAAUGAUGCGUGACGCCGAUUUUGUAGAUCCGAAAAAUGUGGUCAAAUGUCGGGAAUUACUCUAUCGACUUAUGAUAAGUCAACUUUUCUACGAUGGGCAUCACCAACUGGCGGUGGAAUUGACCGGAUUAGUUAGGGCCGAUCCACCCUGCCCGCCAAGUGAUCGACUCUUGAACAUCUUCCGGCAGGCUUGCCAAAUUGAUUCUAGCAAGCAGAGCAAUGUUUUCGACGAAAUAAGCUCCGGGCUAGAUUUGGAGUUCGAAAUCGAAAGCAGCGCCAUGGCACCGGAACCGGCUUCGUAUGAAACGGCCUAUGUCACUUCGCACAAGGCCGCAUGCCGGGCUGGUUGUUUCAGCUAUGACGGGCAGCUGGUGGCUACUGGCAGUGUCGAUGCCAGUAUUAAGAUUCUGGAUGUCGACCGGAUGUUGGCCAAAUCAGCACCGGACGAGCAGGAUGCCGGAAGAGAGCAGCAGGGCCACCCGGUUAUAAGGACCCUGUAUGAUCACACAGAUGAGGUGGCUUAUCUUGAGUUUCACCCGAAGGAUCAGAUUCUUGCUUCGGGUGCCCGCGAUAGUACCGUUAAACUUUUUGAUAUAUCCAAAGCAUCGGUCAAGAAAGCUCAUAGGGUUCUAAGCGAUUGCGCUCCGGUGCGUUGUCUAGCAUUCCACCCGACCGGAGAUUACAUGGCCGUUGGUACCGAUCAUCCUGUUUUGCGUGUGUACGACGUCCAAACCGGUCAAUGUUUUGUCAGCGCCAUUCCAUCGCAACAGCACACCGAUUCAAUCACCUGUAUCCGAUAUGCGGUCAACGCAAAGGUGUAUGCCAGCGGCAGCAUGGAUGGAAGCAUCAAGUUGUGGGACGGCGUCAGCGGACGAUGUAUCAACACUUUCGCUCAGGCACACGAUGGGUCCGAGAUCUGUUCAGUGGUUUUCACUCGCAACGGCAAGUAUUUGCUCUCUUCCGGCCAGGAUUCGCUAGUUAAAUUGUGGGAACUCAGCACGAGUCGUUGCCUGAUCGCUUACACCGGAGCCGGAACAACUGGAAAACAGGAACAUCAAACCCAGGCUGUUUUCAAUCAUACCGAAGACUAUGUACUGUUCCCCGAUGAGGUGACCACAUCUUUGUGUUCGUGGAAUUCCCGUAAUGCUUCUCGUUGUCACCUGAUGUCCCUGGGGCAUAACGGAGCUGUUCGAUUCAUUGUCCAUUCGCCAAACCACCCGGCAUUCUUGACCUGUUCGGACGAUUAUCGAGCUCGGUUUUGGGUGCGCCGCUCGAAUUCACACUAAGCAGACGCGCGAAGCGAGAAAAAAAAAAUCUGCGCCAAUCCAAUAUCAUAUUUCAUGCAUAAGUGUUUAGAAACCUAAUGUGUAAGGUUGCGAACGCAAAAGGCGGAAGAAUAAAUGCAACAAUGAGGAGAACUUUAAA